UGCAGGGCCAGGGUCCCAAAUUAAUUUUCGUCCCGCCUGCGAUCCCUAGAGGCGCUGGGCCAUCGUCAACUGCAAUUGCACCGUGCAGCGGCCUCACAUCCCACAUCUGCGCCACCAUGUGGAGGACAGCCCGCGAUUCGGUCUGCCUGAUAUGUCGCGCGGCAGCUGCGCCCCGGAACGCCGUCGUCGACGCCGCGCCGCCAUGGACAGGGACGGGGACGGGGACGGGGAUAUGGACGUGGACAUCGACGUCGACGUCGACAUGGACUGUCGGCUCCCGCUCGUUUGCGACACGCCGCGAGCGCGAGCGUCCGUCGCGCAUGGUCCUCUCCGACCGCGUCGCCCAGGGUCCGCGCACAGAGGCCCCCAAGAGGCCCCGCGACAGACCUGACGGCCCCUGGUCCGGCACGAACCUCACCGUUGCCAACAUCGACCCUUCGCGCCGACGAGCGCCGCCGCCUCGAUCCGGCUCGCCCGCCGCCGGGGCCGACCGGGAUGCCAGGGAUAGAGACGGACAUUCGGGGGGCGGCGACGAGGAGGACAACCGGAAGGCGCUCAAGAUGCAGCGCGCCCUCGCCACCAUCCCCUACCGCGAGCGCGCCCAGGUCAAGGCCCGCAUCUCCGACGUCGAGUCCUUCGACCAGUUCAACCUGCUGCCAUCCGUGAGGGACGCCGUGCUGAACGAGGUGCUGGAGGGCAUGGUGGACGUCAAGCCGACGCCCAUCCAGAGGCUUGCCAUCCCGGCCCUGCUCGGUCUGCCGAUCGGACGGCUCAAGCUCAACCCGCUCCGCCCGAAGAAGCCCGAGCGAGAGAGGGAAGAGUUCCUCCUGGCCGCCGAGACUGGGUCCGGCAAGACGCUGGCGUACUUGCUGCCCAUCGUGCAUGCCCUCAAGGCGGCCGAGGCGGACGAUCCGGAUGUGCAGGCGUACAACCAACGGCUGGAAGCCGAGAAGGAGCGCCGCGGCGGCACCCCCGUGUCCGAGUGGAUCGACAGGUUCGAGCCGCACCCCAAUACGGCCCGCCCCCGCGCCGUCGUCCUGGUCCCGACCGCCGAGCUGGUCGACCAGGUGCUCGCCGUCGCCAAGAAGAUCUCCCACGUGGCCAAGCUCAAGGUGCGCCCGCUCUCGGCCAACUACAGCGCAGCCAAGAUCUCGCGCAACAUGUACAGCCACGGCGGUGUCGACAUGGUCAUCGCAACCCCCCAUCUCCUCGCCAUCAUGGCCGACAAGGACCCCAACAUCCUCUCCCGCGUCCGCCACCUCGUCGUCGACGAAGCCGACUCCCUCUUCGACCGCUCCUUCUCCCCCGAGACCUCCAAGAUUGUCGACCGCGCCAUGCCCGCCGUCAAGCAGCUCAUCCUCUGCUCCGCCACGAUCCCGCGCCGCCUCGACAACUACCUGGCCGCCCACUACCCCGACAUGCAGCGCAUCGCCACGCCCAACCUGCACGCCAUCCCGCGGCGCGUCCAGCUCGGCGUCAUCGACGUGUCCCAGGACCCCUACCGCAACAACAAGCUGCUCGCCUGCGCCGACGCCAUCUGGUCCAUCGGCAAGGACGCCGCGCGCCACGAGGGCCCCGUCAAGGACGAGGUCGACGUCAAGCGCAUCAUGGUGUUCGUCAACGAGCGCGACACCACCCAGGAGGUCGCCGACUACCUCGUGUCCAAGGGCAUCGACGCGGUGGCCCUGCACCGCGACACGCCCGAGCACCGCCAGAGCGAGAUGCUGGCCAGCUUCACGAGCGGCGAGCCCAUGCGCAUCGGCCGCGACGAGGUCGAGCACAACAAGCAGGCCCUGCUGGCCAAGGCCGGCGCCGUCGCCGGCCCCGCCGCCCGCCGCUACCUGCCCAACACCAAGGUCAUCGUCGCCACCGACCUGGCCUCGCGCGGCAUCGACACCCUCGCCGUCCGCCACGUCGUGCUCUACGACGUGCCCCACACCACCAUCGACUUCAUCCACCGCCUGGGCCGCGCCGGCCGCAUGGGCCGCCGCGGCCGCGGCAUCGUGCUGGUCGGCAAGGGCGACCGGCGGGAUGUGGUUGCCGAGGUGAAGGAGAGCAUGUUUAUGGGGCAGGCGCUGAUUUGAGGCUGUGUCUUUCUAUCUGUCUGUAUGAUAAAUGGCUUGUAUGACUACUGUGACGGCGGUUGUAUCAUAGCGAUAGAGAAGGCAUAGUUACCCUAGAUA
Messenger RNA from Thermothielavioides terrestris NRRL 8126, 2183 nucleotides. RefSeq lists its product as uncharacterized. Lineage: Eukaryota; Fungi; Ascomycota; Sordariomycetes; Sordariales; Chaetomiaceae. Gene Ontology annotation, molecular function: nucleic acid binding; ATP binding. Gene Ontology annotation, biological process: maturation of LSU-rRNA from tricistronic rRNA transcript (SSU-rRNA, 5.8S rRNA, LSU-rRNA). Gene Ontology annotation, cellular component: nucleolus. The annotation marks the transcript as partial. The record is from RefSeq and is a predicted model, not a curated record. The transcript has a single exon.